AUGGCCGUCCAGACUCCUAAGCAACGCAUAGCCAACGAAAAGUUUGCCAAGCGCAACGAACAGAAGCUGGGUAAGGCCAGAAAGACCACAGCCAAAAAGGGGCCAGCUCUGUCCAAGACCUGGGUUUACGUGCUUCUAUUUCUGCUGAUAGGUGGUGGUAUCCUGGAGCUUAUGACCCUAUUCAUGUGA
This is a messenger RNA of Lachancea nothofagi CBS 11611, 189 nucleotides long. NCBI's taxonomy places the organism in Eukaryota, Fungi, Ascomycota, Saccharomycetes, Saccharomycetales, Saccharomycetaceae. The record is from the annotation of a GenBank genome assembly.